Molecule: messenger RNA, 1236 nt
Organism: Mercenaria mercenaria
Lineage: Eukaryota; Metazoa; Mollusca; Bivalvia; Venerida; Veneridae
Product: acetylcholine receptor subunit alpha-like
Exons: 1
Coding region: 1-1236 (411 amino acids)
Biological process (GO): regulation of membrane potential; chemical synaptic transmission; nervous system process
Cellular component (GO): membrane; synapse; neuron projection
Molecular function (GO): neurotransmitter receptor activity; extracellular ligand-gated monoatomic ion channel activity; transmembrane signaling receptor activity
Source: RefSeq, a predicted model, not a curated record
AUGAGUGACUAUGACACACUGAUGGAAUUUUACAAUUCUGGAAAUUAUUCAAGAAAGGACUUUAUUCCUAAAGCUAACGUAAGUGUAGCAAUUAAUGUGUCAGUAUCCGUGGAUUUACUCGCUCUCAAUGAUUUUAACGAAGUCUCCGGUUCUAUCGAUCUAAUGAUUGGUCUCAAUCUCAGAUGGACAGACGAAAUUGUACAGUGCAAUGGGUAUGACCUUGCGACGGUAUUCAAUGCUACAGCUACAGGCACACCAGAUGCCCUAAAAUCCUUAUUGGUUCCCUAUGGGAAAAUAUGGUCACCAAACAUGGUGCUUUUGAAUGCUAUGGACUCGGCCACAACUAUUGGUGGAUCUAUUUACAAACUUCGAUUCGAUUUAACAGAAGCUUUAGUAACUUGGAAUCCAAAGGUACAUGUGUAUAGUUCCUGCACUCCAGAUGUCACAUACUACCCUUUCGACAGGCAAACAUGUACUUUUACAUUCUUGUCUUGGGGAAAUACCGCAUCAGAGCUCCUAUUUAAAACUGACAGAUCAACUCUGAAUUUGGGUUCAUAUUCAGAUAACGGAGAAUGGAAAGUGUCAAACAGCAAAAUGUCUGUACCAACUGUUAAUUCACAGUCACAAAUAGAGAUAUCAAUAACAAUAGAUAGGCGGCCACUCUAUUUUGCUUUCAAUAUCAUCACACCAAUUAUGGUUCUUGUAAUAUUAAAUGGAAUGGUAUUUUGGCUGCCUGUUGAAUCUGGAGAACGUAUCGGUUUCUCUGUCACGUGCUUCUUGUCUUUUGUUGUCUUAUUGAACAUGAUCAUGGACCUGAUGCCAAAAUCUUCAUCCCCGAUAGCCUACAUAUGUUUCUACACAGUAUGCAUGAUGGUAUUCAGUGGAUUGAAUACAGCUCUUGUUAUCCUACAGAUGAGAAUGUUUCAUAAACCGGAAACAGAUGAGGUACCUAGUUUUAUAGUUUCAUACAUACGGUUUAUGAAAUGUCAAACAUGCAAAAGGAACACAAAUAAGGAUAAAAUUAACAGUGUUAAAGUGGAACCAUCCGAUAUACGAGAGGACCCCUCGAAGACGAAGGGAAGUGUAAAAUCUGAUAGAUCAGAAUUCGAGAACGAGGGAGUAGCGAUCACAUGGCAGGAUGCCGCGGCUGAAUUAGACAAGAUUCUCUUUCUAACAUUUCUUGCUGGACAAACGAUUUUUUCAAUUUUAUUUCUCCUACCAAUCUUUUUACUGUAA